AUGAUUCCCCUGCUGGGUGUCACGUGGCUAUUCGGUCUCCUCUCGCAACAUAAAGCUUUCGCUUACAUCUUCACCAUACGUAACUCUUCUCAGGGUUUCCUGAUUUUCACUCUACACUGCAUGCGAAACACUCAGAUCAGAGAGCGAUUCAAAAGAAAGAUGAACAUCGUUUUUCGAUCUUCUAUAAAGAGCAACUCCACAAGGAAGAGCUCACAGGUCAAUCCAAGUGAGGAUGGGGAUGUAUGGGCAGUUAAAUUGCAGUCUUGUGCUCAGUUUUAAUCGAAAUCGCACCUAACUUAAAUAACUGGAUCCAGCCAACCGGAAAUGACAGUCAAUUACUUAUCGCAAUCACUUAGUAAACAGCAAUAAGUCGGUUACGAUCGAUCUGACUUGUGAUCUGCAGCUAAAAAGAGGUCUUUCUUUUCAUAAUUG
This is a messenger RNA of Pocillopora damicornis (cauliflower coral), 432 nucleotides long. RefSeq names its product adhesion G protein-coupled receptor L4-like. Lineage: Eukaryota; Metazoa; Cnidaria; Anthozoa; Scleractinia; Pocilloporidae. The record is from RefSeq and is a predicted model, not a curated record. Gene Ontology annotation, molecular function: G protein-coupled receptor activity. Gene Ontology annotation, biological process: G protein-coupled receptor signaling pathway. Gene Ontology annotation, cellular component: plasma membrane.